This is a messenger RNA of Fomitiporia mediterranea MF3/22, 168 nucleotides long. RefSeq lists its product as uncharacterized. The coding region runs from base 1 to 168 and encodes 55 amino acids. The transcript is spliced from 2 exons. The record is from RefSeq and is a predicted model, not a curated record. Lineage: Eukaryota; Fungi; Basidiomycota; Agaricomycetes; Hymenochaetales; Hymenochaetaceae.
AUGAACCUAAACCUCAUCCAUGUGUGUAUUGUCUGGCAGGACUGUCCACACCCUUUACAAGCCUUCCAAGCUCUCAAAAUGGCUGCAAUUGAUGACUCCUUGUCCUCCUCAGGUUCAAUAGUGAGCAAUUCACCAGAGGAGCCGAAAACCUGCCUAGAAACCCAGUAG